This is a messenger RNA of Acaulospora colombiana, 609 nucleotides long. Lineage: Eukaryota; Fungi; Glomeromycota; Glomeromycetes; Diversisporales; Acaulosporaceae. The record is from the annotation of a GenBank genome assembly.
CUGCUAGUGAUACUUGCCGCCUAUGUGAUAUAUAGUUCUAUAGACUCAUAUACACCAUCAAGCGGCGCUAUCAGAUUGCUGCUAACCAGCAGAGCUGUAGUAUUAUGUCUCUCGGCAGGCGAGACUACAGAUGUCAUAUAUCUCGAGGAAAUGGCACUCACCUCCCAAACUUGCUACCUCUGUAUCUCGCUCAAAACGAAGCAUUCCGAUAAACGAUUUGUGACGAACAUGGAGCCCUAUAUCGGAUCCGUCUACCGGAUUUAUUAUCGAACUACAGCUGACUUGGGCGAUGACACCGGUCGCUCUACUCCUAGAUCUACUCCUAGAGUAGCUCCACCUUCUCUAUCUAGUCCUACUGCUCCGCCUUAUCCUCUUUCUUCUCAAGGACGUUCCCCAGUUAACCAAUCAACAAACAAGUUGCCCAUCGCUCCUGAAAGUGUUAGGAGUUUUGUUCAAGACCUGCUUUCUCGAUCCGUUUUACCUAUUGCCUCUACCGUACCUUUAACUGAAUCCAUUGAACCUUCCACUACUAGACGAGGUGUUAGAUUUCGUGGAGUUGUAUUAGAACCUGAAGUGCCCGAAGAAGAGACUGAAGAAACUAGACAUUAG